Molecule: messenger RNA, 456 nt
Organism: Paramecium tetraurelia
Lineage: Eukaryota; Ciliophora; Oligohymenophorea; Peniculida; Parameciidae
Exons: 2
Source: RefSeq, a predicted model, not a curated record
AUGUAAAUCCCUAACAAUUAUGGUAAUGCCUACUCUCAAAAUUAAUACUCAUAAUAAAGCUAUGUCUAAUAUCCAUAAAUUUACGCUUAAUAAUAAUACCUUGGAUAAUAAGUUCCAUAGCAAUAAUAUGCAUAAUAACCAAAAAAUAAGCCUACUGUUCCACCAAAGAAACCUGCUCCAUUCUCUUUUGAACCAGGGAGCAACAAGGAGUUAGAUGAUGCCCUUAAUAGUAUCGAUACAAUGUACAAUGAUAUGUUUGACACAGUGGAUAAUUAAAAAACUAAAGAAGAAUCCGGAUAAGAAAAUGCAGAUGGAUAUUCCAUGGGUUUUCCUGUAUAAUAGAAAAAUGGUAACCAGUAAGCCUAGUUAAAUUAAAUUCCAAAUACAAUUGGAAACAUUUAACAAGAUAAAGAGAAAUGGGAUUAUUACAAUGGAAAUCGCAAUUCAUUCUAUUGA